UUUUUUCUUUCUUUCAGAUUAUUAAAUUAAGGAUUCAACAGCUCUACAGAAGUCAUUUCCUCGGUGUUUCGUGGGAAGAUGGCUUUGAUUGGCAGGAGCUCAUUUCCCCUUAGGGGAAUGCAUUCAGCUGUGUGGUGUAGUAGUCGGCAAAUGUGAAAAUGUGAAUCUUGCUUCAAUAGCUGCAUGGCUGUGGGCCAUGGCGCAGGCUGGUGGGCCGCCACAGGCCAGCACUACUUCUGGCCAGCCCUAUGUGAGCAAACUGGUCCUGCUUGGAAGCAGUUCUGUGGGCAAGACCAGCCUGGCCCUUCGCUACAUGAAGCAGGACUUCAGCAGCGUCUUGCCGACUGUGGGGUGUGCGUUCUUCACAAAGGUGGUGGAUGCGGGCUCCUCAUCUCUGAAGCUUGAGAUCUGGGACACGGCUGGCCAGGAGAAGUACCACAGCGUCUGCCACCUCUACUUCAGGGGAGCCAAUGCUGCGCUCCUGGUGUACGACAUCACUCGGAAGGAUUCCUUUCACAAGGCUCAACAGUGGCUGGAGGACCUGGAGAAGGAGUUCCAGCCAGGAGAGGUGGUGGUGAUGCUGGUCGGCAACAAAACGGACCUCGAUGAGGAGCGGGAAGUGACCUUCCAGGAAGGGAAGGAAUUUGCAGAAAGCAAAAGCCUGCUAUUCAUGGAAACCUCAGCCAAGCUGAACUACCAGGUGUCUGAGGUCUUCGGCACUGUUGCCCAGGAGCUGCUGCAGAGAGCAGGAGACAGAGGGAAGAGCAGCUCCCAGGAAGGCGAGGCUGUAGUUCUGAACCAGGGACCUGCUGUCAGGCAGAGCCAGUGCUGUGCACGAUAGAUGCUAUGGAUGCUGCCCCCACAGGAGAGCAUGUGGGGACAUCUCAGCCUGUGCCUCAGAGGCUCCUCGGCCCGGGCAGGAUCUUCAGAACAAGGCUGGUGGCUCUUUGUCCAUGCAUGGUCUCUGAUGAAGACGGACUCUGACCGAGCCCUGGAGGCUUCCAGAAGUUGGCUUCCUUCAUGAUAACUGCUUGCCAAAGCUGAUGGGAACUGUCAGGGAUAGGAUCCAGUGCCAGAUGGCUCCCAGAAGACUGUCAGCCCCACCUUACCAGAUACUACCUGAUUCCUGGAUGCCCUGAGCCGGUGUGCCUGGCCCACCUGGGCUGUCCCAUUCAGCUGCCUUGCUGCCAGCAUGGAAGAGCUAAAAUGAGGCAGAGUAGAAGCAUGGACUGGAAACAUUCUUUGAUCUAUGUGAUGGGAAGACAAAUGUUUCAUCCUGGGGCAGCUGGUCCAUAACUGGACCACCUUAGUUCUGGGAGUUGUCAGGGGAGAGGGGGGCUGAGAAAGGCAUCUGUGCCAGGAAAAAAUGGAGAGAUGAGCCCAAGGUGGUGGGUCUCAGUGAGGUGACCCAGGAGAGGCAGAGUCUGGAGUGGCUGAGAUGGGAGUGUCCCCCUUCCAGCUGUGGAUGUACAGAGCCAGGGUUCUAUCUAGUGUUGCCUGGACUCUAGAGCCUCCAUCAUAUUGUCUAUGCAUCCUUCUCUCUAAAUAUUAAAUGUCUCGACAACGUGA
Peromyscus maniculatus bairdii (prairie deer mouse) is the source of this 1569-nucleotide messenger RNA. The record is from RefSeq and is a predicted model, not a curated record. Lineage: Eukaryota; Metazoa; Chordata; Mammalia; Rodentia; Cricetidae.